This is a messenger RNA of Cotesia congregata, 3756 nucleotides long. The record is from the annotation of a GenBank genome assembly. Lineage: Eukaryota; Metazoa; Arthropoda; Insecta; Hymenoptera; Braconidae.
AUGUCGAUGACCGGAAGUCUAAUGGGAUACGAAAGCAACAACGAGAUAAACCAGGCGAAAUGUAACAAUAAAAAGUACCAGCAGAAGUCAACGCUGAUAACGGGCUCCUCGACUACGCCAUUGCCGAUGACGUUAACGAGCACCACGACAAUGAUUUCCUCAACCCCGAUAACUACUACAAACGUUAACACCACGACAACCAUAAACACCUCUGUUAAUAAGCAACGCGAGUACGCCUCGAACUUACGACGCAGUGAGCACAAGAGGAAGCGAGAAACCUGCAAUAGGGGACACGCUAAUGGCUUGUGGUCCGUGUGGUAUGGAAUUCUGGUGGUUAUCUUACAGGCUUACAUCGCUACAAGGUGUGCCAAGCGGUUUGUUGCAUACUUGUCACUUCCAUGGCCAGCGGACGUUCAGCCGCCUAAAUUCGAGCUGCAUGUCUGCAUAGUCUUAACAGGAACCGGGGUUCUGUUACUACCGAUAUUACUGGCAGCAGCGUGUCUGAAGCUCGGAAACUUGGCGAAUGACGGUGUGAAGCUCGGCAGACAUACGAGCACAUGUACUCGCGAUCCACCGGCUUCUUUACUCGGAAAUAACAUAGACAGUGGCUUAGCGGGGAGUUUAUGGAAGCACGGAGGACCUACAGCAGCCUUCGUUCAUCUCUGUACUGCAAUGUGCUUUCUAUUACCAACAUUGCUAAUGGAAGCGCGGUUAAUAUACGCCGGGUUUUUACCAAAAGAUGCAAUUUGGCGAACGGACUUGGACUGGAUAGUGGUCCAUCGUGACCGGCUGAUCUACCUGAACUUUAUGAACCCCGGCAUGAUCAACAGCACCAACAUCAACUAUAUUAACAACCCAUUUCUUACGCCGAGUAUCGAUGAUGUUAAUACCGAAAUUUUAAACUUUACAAGCGGGUUUAACGCGACGAAUCCGCGGAAUUUCACAGCAAAAGACACAGGGUCUACGGAGUUUCCAGUAAAAUCCGACAUUGGCGCCACUAGUCCGCUACCGAUCGUCAGAAACAAGAACGUAGUGAUGCUAAGGAACAAGACCAAAAGUUCCGACGCGCAGGCGGGUAAUAUGACUGCGUACAAUUUGCCGCUUGUUAUUAAUAGCAUCGCGGAUUUGGACCGGAUGAACAACGACAGAGAAGACGACACUUAUGAUGAGCGUAAGGAUUUCAUCAGCUUGGAGUACUUGAACUACGCGGUGGCGCUAGCUGUCUAUUCUGUGCGCUACCCAGCGGUCUUCUGGUCCUGCAACAAAGCUAUCGGCACCAUCUUUAGUAUUCAAUCGUUCAUUAAUUCUGUCCAAAGUUUGAUCAGUUACGCUGGAAUGUCCGUGCUGUACAAAGUACAAGUUCUAGGACCACAUAAAGUCUUGAGUUUGGGGCGGAAUCGUGUUCAACCAACGCCAAUUUACUCCAGCAAGUUGCAAAAGGUUGUGACGAACCUGUUUGGCGAUACGUCGCACUUGUUACUAAAUCCGCAUGUAACUUUAGCACUGUUUGCGUUAUCUUCAUUGUUGAUUCUCUGCUCAAGUAUGGUGACCUACCUCUACGCUUACGGAAGAUUCGCCACAUUUUUAGAACACGAGCACCAACGGCGAGUAAUAAUAUCAAAAGAGGGUCGUCGAAACAGCUCAGGCUGGUCGUACUUUACCCACUGUGCAGCACUUUGUGUUUUUUUAGCUCUCCUAAUAUGCAACGCUCCACUUAUCUACGACUACAUAGUAGUUUACCGCGGAAGUCUUGACGGUGUAAUAUUGGCAUGCAUCCUAGGAACAAUUACCCACUUGUUUCUCUGGUUGAUAUUUUGGUUCUUUUUAACAAUAAAGCGUAAUUGGAUUUUCAAAGUCCGCGUAACAAUAGCCCGAGCGACUGUCCGCUCAGCGAGGUCAGUAAAAUUGGUCACCGACGUUGACUUGUUGGCCUGCAGACGAAAGAGCACCAACAACGUCGAUCAGGACAACGAAAACGACGACGAGACGUUGAUAGACCAUGAACUGGGCAGUGACGCUCCUCUGUUGAUAGUCGGCGACGGCAAGACCUACAGCAUAGCUGAGUCUUCGCCGAAGAAGGCCAUCAUGAGCGUCAUCCAGAAGGCUAUAAUCGAGCGGAAGGCUCAGCAGAAUGAAGGUGUUACUGUAAACCGUGCUUCUGGAGAAGCUAGCCUUGAAGAAGAAGAGCAGAUCUACUGGCUUCGGCCAAAACUACGUCCAUCACCAGAGUCACCAAACGGAACAAUUCCAGCGUCGAAUCUGGACAAAAGCUGGAUCAACAAGAAGCUUCGUCCCAAAGUGACGUUUAACGACCUGCCUAGUACGUCUGGCGCGCGCAAUAAGGGAAAAAGACGAGGUAAUACCGAGGGUGGACCAGACGACGAUGGUGAUUAUGCCACGCUACGUGAGCUACCACUAAUGACUGCCAUCGACGCUGAUGAUUCUGCUUCGGAAGAAAACAAGCUCCUGGAAUGUGUAAACGAUGACCAAGUAACCUACUACGCCAGCGGUAACCGGGACCUCCACCCAUCAGAAGGUGAUCCUUCCCCACUUUUAACCCCAGAACCUCUACCGGACCCAAACCUACCAAUUCCUCCGCUUCCAAUUCCUAACGAGCUAACUUCAGUACUAACCGCCCCAACUGAGGAAUUCCAUGAUUCUAACCACUCGGUGCCUCAGGUUGGAUUGCCGAAGUGUCUUCGUCAUGCAGACUCGGGAGUUUCCCAAGAUCAGCUGACGCCCCGAUCAGAGUCAUCAAAUUCUCCGGCCCUAGAACCAAUGACCAAUGGUGUGAAUCAUCUGCCGAAUUACGAAGUGGUUGAUCGUAGCUUGACUUCGUCGAACAGCGAAUCUUCAAGCGGAGUCCAUUCGAAUACCAGCAAUUCGUCGGUAACGAAUCAUUUGAUAAGCCAACAGACACGUCGGUCCAAUAGUGUUGAUGACCUUAGUGCCAAUGACGCUUACAAUGGCGACGAUAAAUGGCGAUCUUGUUCACUGCAACGGGGAAUUCAGCCACCAAAUAUAAAUGGCGGUCAGGAGUACAAAAUUCAAGCUGGUCCCCAAUUCACAAAGUUCAAUACCAUUGACAGAAAAUCCUCUAAAGGGAAUGGUCCAUGUCCGGCGAUUAUUUUAGAGAAUACCAGUGAAUCGACGGUUGUGAUACGACGUCGUAUGUCCAGGCCAAAGUUACCCGAAUCUUGGAACCCCAAUGACGCAGAACCAUUCGGUAGGAGCACUAACAUGAGAAUGACGUCCUUUACUGAGAAUAGUGACGUUAAAAGUUGCAUCAAUGCUAAUAAUGCUUCGGCUACUUUGCCGCACUAUCCAACUCAGCCAAUUGUUCCGACGUAUCCUCACUGUUCGACAAUGCCACUGCCGCAUGGUGUGCAUCAUGGGAAUAUCAAUGGGAAUGGUAAUGCCGGUAGCUGUGGAACAGUUCCCCAAAAUUCUGUUCCUAUUUUACCGAUGGUUAAUCACACAACUCUGCCGAUAACUUUGGCGCCCAAUUCUAAUGGACGGACUAAUCAAAUAGUGAUGCCGAAUCAAAAUGGCGGGUAUGUAAAACGCUACCCAAUUAAUCAUGUUUUGCCGGCGCAAACACAACAGUGGUCUUUACCUUCGGGGCACCACACUUUUCCGCAGCCAUUGCAAAAUAAGUUUUUUGGCGGGAAUGUCGCGAAUGUGAGAGUUGCUGAUAGAGAUUCUGCAAACUUUUCUAUGGCUAGUAGUGGGGACUCGGAUAUUUGUCAUCAUUAG